This is a messenger RNA of Rhinopithecus roxellana (golden snub-nosed monkey), 1767 nucleotides long. It is a transcript of the gene ZNF232, whose product is annotated as zinc finger protein 232. Lineage: Eukaryota; Metazoa; Chordata; Mammalia; Primates; Cercopithecidae. Gene Ontology annotation, biological process: regulation of transcription by RNA polymerase II. The record is from RefSeq and is a predicted model, not a curated record. Gene Ontology annotation, molecular function: DNA-binding transcription factor activity, RNA polymerase II-specific; RNA polymerase II cis-regulatory region sequence-specific DNA binding. The transcript has 4 exons. Bases 46 to 1677 code for a protein of 543 amino acids.
AAAAGAAAAGAAAAUAGAACUCCUGGAUAAGUGUUACCACAGGCCAUGCACAAGGCCAGAAUUUCCCUGACAUCUGUCCGCCAGCACCGCCCUUUCAGGUACAACUCCACAAGAGACCCGCCAAACUUGGUGAAGUCACCCGCUUACAGGGCUCGCUCUCCACCUGAGCAAGGACUGCAAUUCCCAGGGGCCUCCAGGGCAUCCGGCCGCGCCAUUCCAGUCAUGCAGGCGGCGCGCUCUUUCCUGCUCGGCUCAAGUACGGGAACCGGUUCCCGGGCUCCCAGCCUUUCGGCAGGACCCACGCGCCUGGGCCAAAGUCCGCAGCGGAAGCCGGCGUCGCGGAGGCUUCUGGGAGAUGGAGGCCGAGGCUGCGACCUGCGCAGGCGCAAACCUGCAGCUGGGAGUGAGGGCUGGAAGUGGCGCGGUUCGGGGCAGCGCCCCGAUGGAACCUCCUGGUCCUGUGAGGGUACACGGGGACAAGAGAAGAUUAUGAUGAUGGAACCAAAGGAAGAGGAACAGUCUUGUGAGUAUGAGACCAGGCUACCUGGGAACCACUCUACCAGUCAAGAGAUCUUCCGCCAACGCUUCAGGCAUCUCCGCUACCAGGAGACUCCUGGUCCCCGGGAGGCCUUGAGCCAACUACGGGUACUCUGCUGUGAGUGGCUAAGGCCAGAGAAACACACGAAGGAGCAGAUCCUGGAGUUCCUGGUGCUAGAACAAUUCUUGACCAUCCUGCCUGAGGAGCUCCAGUCGUGGGUGCGGGGACAUCACCCUAAGAGUGGAGAGGAGGCUGUGACUGUGCUGGAGGAUUUAGAGAAAGGACUUGAACCAGAGCCGCAGGUCCCAGGCCCUGCACAUGGACCUGCACAGGAAGAGCCAUGGGAGAAGAAGGAAUCUCUGGGAGCAGCCCAGGAAGCACUGAGCAUCCGACUCCAGCCUAAGGAGACCCAGCCUUUCCCAAAGAGUGAACAGGUAUAUUUACAUUUUCUGUCAGUUGUUACAGAAGAUGGCCCAGAGCCCAAGGACAAAGGAUCAUUGCCACAACCACCCAUUACUGAAGUGGAAUCACAGGUGUCCUCAGAAAAUCUUGCUACUGACACCUCUACAUUUGAAGCUACCUCCGAGGGUACCUUACAACUGCAACAGAGAAAUCCCAAAGCGCAGACACUGAGGUGGUCCCCUGCUCAGGGGAAAAGUUUCAUGCAGAUGGUUGUCACCCAUAAGGAAAUUCCCACAGGGAAAAAAGACCAUGAAUGUAGUGAAUGUGGUAAAACCUUCAUUUAUAACUCACAUCUUGUUGUCCAUCAGAGAGUUCAUUCUGGAGAGAAACCCUAUAAGUGUAGUGACUGUGGGAAAACUUUCAAACAGAGCUCAAACCUCGGUCAGCAUCAGAGAAUUCAUACAGGAGAGAAACCCUUCGAAUGUAACGAAUGUGGGAAGGCCUUCAGGUGGGGUGCUCAUCUUGUUCAGCAUCAGAGGAUUCACUCAGGAGAGAAGCCCUAUGAGUGUAAUGAGUGUGGGAAGGCCUUUAGUCAAAGCUCAUAUCUCAGUCAGCAUCGGAGAGUUCACAGUGGAGAGAAACCUUUUAUAUGUAAAGAAUGUGGGAAAGCUUAUGGAUGGUGCUCAGAACUCAUUAGACAUCGGAGAGUUCAUGCCAGAAAAGAGCCUUCCCAUUGAAUUGAAGGGGAGAACGUCUCCAGACAGGAUUCUACAUUGGUCUAAUCUACUUUAGGACUGGAUCCCAUAAAAGUUAUAAGCUCCUUAAGA